Messenger RNA from Saccostrea echinata, 1185 nucleotides. Its product is annotated as sulfotransferase 1B1-like. Gene Ontology annotation, biological process: sulfation. Bases 1 to 915 code for a protein of 304 amino acids. The record is from RefSeq and is a predicted model, not a curated record. Gene Ontology annotation, cellular component: cytoplasm. Gene Ontology annotation, molecular function: sulfotransferase activity. The transcript has 5 exons. Lineage: Eukaryota; Metazoa; Mollusca; Bivalvia; Ostreida; Ostreidae.
AUGCCAGAAAGAAGAUAUGAUACAGAAGUCUCGGAAGAAGAUAUCAUUAAAGUCAGCGACAGCCAUGGAAAUGUUAUGGAGUUUUUGGAACAUGGAGGACAGUACAUCAGUGCUAAAGGGGUCAUCAUGGGAAAGUUCCCUAAUCCAAAGACCAAUUUCCCAAGGUUAAAAGAGAUGAACAUCAGAUCAGACGACUUCUUUCUGUGUGCUUAUCCAAAAGCAGGAACACAUUGGACGUGGGAAAUCAUGAGUAUGAUUCUUCAACAAACUGCAGAAUAUCAUCCACUUAAAAAGGAGACCCACAUGCUGGAAUUCAACACACCGGAAGUGCUGGAGUCAGUGACGUCACCUCGCGUGUUUAAUACUCACUUGCGGCCAAAUAAUAUGCCUCAACAAUUUUUUGAUAAACAUUGUAAGACAGUUUUUGUACAACGCAAUCCCAAAGACGUAGCAGUAUCCUUUUAUUAUCACUGUAUGCAAACGAUAAAAUUUUGCGGUACUUUCAUUCAAUUUAUGGACUUUUUUAUGGAAAAACAUGGGCCAGUGUAUCACUCUGCCUGGCCUCUCUAUACAUUAGAAUGGGAAAAGUACUUCAAAGAACAUCCAGACCACCCUGUACAUUAUAUCAUGUAUGAAGAUUUACAACAGGAUCCAGUCAGUGAAAUAAAGCGUUUGGCUGCCUUCAUGGAUAAACCAUGUGACGAUCAACUUGCCAAUCAGAUCGCUGAAAAAUGUUCUUUUCAAAACUUAAAGACUGCGUCCGAUACUGUCAAAGGAGGAGACCGCAGCAUGUCAUUUUAUAGAAAAGGGAAAGUGGGAGACUGGAAAAAUCAUUUUACUGUUGCCCUGAACGAAGAGUUUGACCAAUACCUACAACAGCAUAAGACAGAUACAGUAUAUAAAUACGAAAUUUAGAAUAUAUACUUAUCCACUCUUGGAUUCCGACUACGCAUGAACGUAUUGACAUUUUUAAGUCCGUUCAAGAUUCGCUUUAAUGUGCACUUUUUGUGUUCACUCGCCUUUUUGUAACAGGUUAUUUGAACAGAUGGACUUUACAAUUUAUUUGGAAAUUAUAACCUUUGGAAUUGAUCUAAGGAUAUAAUGAAGAAAUUUUAGAUGAAGAUUUUCUGGACUUUUACAUGCUCCAGUAAUAGAACAAAAAUUAAAAGAUGCCUUCGGAUAUAA